Aspergillus versicolor CBS 583.65 is the source of this 1008-nucleotide messenger RNA. RefSeq lists its product as uncharacterized. The record is from RefSeq and is a predicted model, not a curated record. The transcript has 2 exons. NCBI's taxonomy places the organism in Eukaryota, Fungi, Ascomycota, Eurotiomycetes, Eurotiales, Aspergillaceae. The coding region runs from base 1 to 1008 and encodes 335 amino acids. Gene Ontology annotation, molecular function: ferrous iron binding; oxidoreductase activity.
AUGGGGAAGAUUGUUGCAGCAAUUGGCCAGUCCCACGCUCCAGGAGCACUCGGCUUCCCAGAGACUGCGCAGCCAGAUGCAAGGGCCAGGACCGAGGAGGCCGCUCGCAAGCUUGGUAGGACUCUCAACCAGGCGCAGCCAAACGUCGUCUUCGCAUUCUUAGACGACCAUUUCGAGAACUUCUACCGCAACAACAUGCCCUCCAUUGCUGUCGGAGUGGCAGACGAACAUUCCGGCCCGGCCGACCAGCUGAUGGAAGCCCUCAACGUCAAGGAGAAGUACCGCUUUCCUGGCAAUCCGAAGAUCGCAGAGAAGUUGAUUACGUCCCUUGUGCACGACGGAUUCGAUGUAUCUCGCACCGGUGCUACCGAAUUUGGCCAGAAUGUGGUCAUGCCCUGGGAACUCAUGAAGCCCGAGCUUCCCAACGUCACCUUGAUUCCGAUUUUCAUCAACGUGUUCACACCUCCCUUAAUCACGUACCCUCGCGCGUAUGCGUUUGGGGAGGCCGUAAAACGCGCGAUCGAUGCCCUCCCCGACGACUGCCGAGUCGCUCUGAUGUGCACCGGAGGGCUAUCUCACUGGCCCCCUUACUGGAACCCCAACCAGGCCGGUGACCCUCCCACGGACCCGUUCUUGAUUAAGAUGAAAGAGUUUCAGACCUACGGUCAACCGGUCCUGAAGAAGUACCCGAAUCUGUUCGUAGAGCUGGAUGAGUACGAAAUUGAGAUGGCGAAGAAGAACGAGUAUCUCAACGAAAAGCACCCACUGGUCAACGCUGACUGGGAUCGUUUGUUCCUAGAGCGUUACUGUGACGGAGAUAAGAAGUGGAUUCAGGAUUUGACUUACGAAGGCGUGGAAAAGGACGCGGGCCAUGGAGGCCAUGAAAUCCUAAAUUAUGUGGCCAUGUUUGGUGCUAUGGGUGGUGCCAAAUCGCGACUCGUGCUUUAUGAGCCCGUCAUGGAGUGGAUCUGUGGCAUGGCAUACGUGGACUUUGAGGUCCGGGCAUGA